AUGUAAUUAAAAUCAACAGAGUAAAGUAGAGAUACAAUAAAAGCUGAAUUAGAUAGAGUUAAUAAGAUGUAUCCUUAAUGUUAAAAUGAAUUAACAUAAUAUAAAUCAAAAAAUAAUGAACUUGAACUAAAAAUAAGAUAAUUAAAUCGUGAAAAUCAGGACUAUUAAGAUAGAUAUUAAUCUAUAGAUUUUGAAAAAUUAAAUCGAUUAGAAUUAGAAAUUAAAAGGAAAAUUGAAGUCAUUUAGCAAUCAUAAACGCAUAUCAGAAAUUUAGAAAAUGAGAAGAAGAAUGAAACAAAAGUUAGAGAUUUACUAAAUUAGUUAUAAGAAAAAGAACUUGAAAUUGAAUAAUUGCAUGAGAUGGUUCAAGAAUUAUCAACAACAAUCAGACAAUUAAGAAUGGAGCAUGAAUCGAUUUUAGAGCAAUAAAGCAAACAAUAGAUUAUCAUAAGAGAAACAUAAAAUAAUUAAAAACUUGUUGAAUUAGAGACUAGAAUUGAAGGUUUGAAUGCAGAAAUUGAAAGGUAAAUGAUGCUCAAGGAUUAAAUUUAACUUAAACACGAUAAAUUAAUUGAAAGAGCAACAGAAUACGAAUCAGAAAUUAAUAUGUUAAGGAAUGAACUCUCUAAAACCCAAAAAAGAUUAAGCUCAAAUAAUGCAAGCAAUGCAUAUUUUGUUUCAAAAACCUUUGAAGUACAAAGGACAGGAGAUGUUGCGAAUAAUGCAACAGGAUUGGUUUCAGGUUUUAAUUUUGAGGACUCUAAAAAAAUUAAGUCAAUAGUGAACACUGUUUAACACAGAUCUGAUGUCUCUAAUUACAGUUCAGCAGUUAAAGAAUCCUAAUAUUCAAAUAAAUCACCUUCAUAAGCUUAAUCAUUUAAUCCUCUUCGAUCAGAUAUAAUCAAACAAAAAGCGUAAUAUUUUCGAACUGAAGAGUACCAAAAUAUUUGA
Messenger RNA from Paramecium tetraurelia, 951 nucleotides. RefSeq lists its product as uncharacterized. The transcript has 4 exons. Lineage: Eukaryota; Ciliophora; Oligohymenophorea; Peniculida; Parameciidae. The record is from RefSeq and is a predicted model, not a curated record.